Carassius auratus (goldfish) is the source of this 931-nucleotide messenger RNA. It is a transcript of the gene lipt2, whose product is annotated as lipoyl(octanoyl) transferase 2. The transcript has 3 exons. The record is from RefSeq and is a predicted model, not a curated record. Gene Ontology annotation, molecular function: lipoyl(octanoyl) transferase activity. Gene Ontology annotation, biological process: protein lipoylation. Bases 237 to 899 code for a protein of 220 amino acids. Lineage: Eukaryota; Metazoa; Chordata; Actinopteri; Cypriniformes; Cyprinidae.
CCUUCAGUCACAGUAGAGGAAGAUCUGCACUGGCAGUAUGGCGGCGUCCAGUAAGAGAUGACUCCAUGAUUUUAACAGAAGGAUCAAGCUUUCUGGGCUUCUAACAUCAGUUUAUGUUUGUACUUGUUGUGGAUCUGGUGUUAAAGCUGGUUUAAAAUGUGGACAUUACAGAUUUUCCUUGCCAACUUUCUAGAUCAUUUGCACCAGUUGAUGCUUCAAAAACCCACCUGAAAACAAUGUCAGUCGGUAAGGCAGCUGUGAAAGUGGUGCGUUUAGGGAGAAUAUCUUACCGCAGUGCCUUGGAGGUCCAGCAGCAGCACAUAAAGCAGCAUAUGGAUUCAUGCAGCACUAGCCCAAACACUUUAUUACUGUGUGAACACGAGCCUGUGUACACCAUCGGCAUCAGACAGGCUCCUUACCCUCCUGAGGAGGAGCAGAGGCUCAAAGCUCUGGGCGCAGACUUCUUCCGUACCAACCGAGGAGGUCUAAUAACGUUUCAUGGUCCUGGUCAGCUGGUGUGUUAUCCCAUCCUCAACCUGGCCUGCUUUAAGAAGAGUGUGAGAUGGUAUGUGUGUGAACUGGAAAGGACGGUGAUCAAGAUGUGCAGUACAUUUGGGAUCGAAGCCUCCACGUCUCCAGAUACAGGUGUCUGGGUGGGCAACCACAAAAUCUGUGCAAUUGGUAUCCAUUGUGGAAGAUACAUCACCUCCCAUGGACUGGCUCUUAACUGCAACACAGACAUGAGUUGGUUUGACAACAUUGUGCCAUGUGGGAUUGUGGGUAAAGGUGUGACGUCACUGAGCCGAGAGCUGGGGCGGGACGUCCCACCUGAGGAAGCCAUACCAAAACUGCUGGAAGCCUUUACUGAACAAUUCAACUGCACUUUAACAUAUAAUUAAUAAAUGUAUGAAUGCUUUUAAGUGUUUGAAUA